Messenger RNA from Athene cunicularia (burrowing owl), 1588 nucleotides. RefSeq names its product orofacial cleft 1 candidate 1 (gene OFCC1). NCBI's taxonomy places the organism in Eukaryota, Metazoa, Chordata, Aves, Strigiformes, Strigidae. The record is from RefSeq and is a predicted model, not a curated record. Bases 41 to 1588 code for a protein of 515 amino acids. The transcript is spliced from 11 exons. Gene Ontology annotation, cellular component: perinuclear region of cytoplasm.
AAGCAUUUUCUGCUGCAGGUCUGAGAAAGGGCAGACUGGCAUGGAGAAAGAGAAGUUCCAGCAGAAGGCUCUGAAGCAAACUAAGCAGAAGAAAUCCAAGUCGGCUGAAUUUCUGAUGGUAAAAGAAGAGACAGCAGCAACAGAAGGCAUUGAAAAUCCAGCUUUUAACAUCAGCAGCACAGAUCUUUCAGCGUAUCAGCCUUCAGAAGAGAAAGUUAUUAAACAUGACAAGCCAAAUAGCACCCUUGCAGCUCACCAACAAAAACUCGGGCUGCAUGCCCAUGCUGAACCAAGAGGAAAUGAAUACAGCAGAAAUUACUUUGACCCGUUGAUGGAUGAGGAAAUAAACCCAAGGCAGUGUGGGAUGGAGGUCAGUGAAGAAGAUCCUGUGAAAUUUGAUGAGCAAAUGCUGUACAGUAAACUGUUGAAGCUUCUAGAUGAAGAAAACAAGAUGCUGGACUUCCAAGGCUGUGUUGCCAGUGAAGAUUUUCCAGACUCUGUGAUGCCUGUCAGCUUCGGUAAGGCAUGUGACCUUCACAGGGAGCUUGAAGAUGAAGAGAUUCCUUCAUAUAUUGAACAGUUUGAGAGAGAUGUUCAGGAUGACAUAAUUCUGCUUGGCAGCUUUUCACUGGAACAGAUCAGUGAUGUGUAUACAUCCAUCCUUUCCUUGGAAGCACAGAGAAAUGGUGCAUUCAGCCCCUCUGAACAGAGAAUGGAAGGUGACAUUGGAAGUACAGGCUGCAGACAUGCACCUCACGUCAUAUUGGUUGACUGCUCCAGGACACCACAGCCAAUAGAAAUUCACAUCAAAUGCCUGAGGGGAGUCAAAGAUAAGGUCCCUAAAGGCCAUUACACCCUCAAGGUUUCUGUUCUCAGCCGCUUAGGUGGUGGCUUGCUGGAGUGGCACAAGACGAAGGAGCAGCCUCAGGCCAGGACAACGGUUCCUGUUAGUCAUGAUGGAAACUUCUACAACACUGAAAUCUACUUCGGACAAAGUAUCCAGACAAUUCUACCACCUAGAAAAGCUGUGAAGCCAGGCAUGGUCCUCCUCUUUGAACUCUUCCUGCUUCGUGGGACCUGUACUUUGAUUGAUCGAGAAGUGGGAUGGGGAGCUUUUCCCUUGUGUGACAACAAUUUUAAUGCUUUAGAGGGAAAAUUUAAAUGUCCCUUCCUCAGAGGACAUUAUGACUCCAAAGUUAACCGAUUCAAAAAAAUUGAAAAUUUUAUUUCUCAAGACUUGGAUCAUUGGCUAUGCAAUCUCUACUUUCAGAUAAUUAAACUACCACAAGAUUCAGAUAAGCAAAAUAAGGGUGAUAUGAACCUUCAUCUCCUACCUGAACUUCUCAUGUAUUCUUCUCAUGUAUCAAGCAUUGCUGAAAAGAAUAGUGUCUCAGAGAAAGUGGAACAGUCUGGACCACAAGGGCAACCUCUGACCUCCCUGAAAGAUCCUGACACCCAUAAGGGAAGUAUUCCCACUGUUGUAAAGGAAGUGGAAAAGCAGUUUAAUGCCGCAAAAGGAGGAGAAGUGUGUGUGUCAGAAGAAGCUGGGAGGAAAAGAGAAGAGCUUAAAAUGCUUCCAGCAGGUUAG